AUGACGGAUUUGGACUCCAAGGCUCGGUCUGGCCGCUCCAACAGCCUUCAACGGAUGUUGGAGCUCGAAAAGCAAUAUAUGUUUGAGCGGCUUCAUCCACAUUCACAGACACAAACAACACCGUCAAACACAAAUUCACAACCGUCCUCGGCCACAACCGUCACCAAAAACUCUCCUGUUCGCUCGAGCAUUCAAGUCCGUCGUGCAGAGGGCAACACGCAAAAGGCACAGCGGCAAAGUAAUGAAUCUCGCCGUGACACCUCUCUGCCACCACAACUUCCUCCUCUAAUCAUCAACACUGGUGCGCCCAUCACCAUGAGCCGAUCAGAUUUAUUUGCGAGCCAGGGGAGGGACUAUUCCCCAAUGGAUGGGUCUUCCACCGUUGUUGCUACACCCAGCGACAAGUAUCCAAAAGUCGUUUCGUUUGAGUUCCCUCCCACUGAGUCCGCGCCUGCGCCUGCGCCCUGCCACUCGCCGAGCUGGGAGGCAUAUGAGAGACGCAAGACGGAGAAGAAGACAGAAAAGAGGGAGAGGGAGGAAUCGAGAAAUGGGAGGACAAAGAGACUGGUGAAGCCACCGCCUGCGAGCUCUCCUUAUGCUCUCCAACAAGCCGCUGCUUCUGAGAUAGACGCGACAAGGGGCCGUCGGCGUGAGCGGGCUGACAGUUCUACGGCUCUGAAUAGUCCCAACAAACCACCCCGUAAGGCCCGCAGUCGUUCUGGUUCGUUUGUGUCUCUCCUUAGAGCGCCAUUCGAGUUUCGCCGUUCCUCUGUGGACACCGCCGCGGACUCUGGUUUUAUUGGUGGCAUCAAGCUCGAGCUUCAACGACAUGCCGCUACGCAGCAAGCUCUUGACAGCCAGGCUAUCGAAGAUGAAUCAAAUAUUCACCCUGCUCUGCGCAAGGGCAAGCAAAACCACAGGUGGUCUACGCCGUUGAAGUCGCCACCACCACCAGCCAGACCUGGCGUCGACGGAUCGGAUUCUCAACGUCGUUAUCCGCCCAUCACUAGAGGCAAAAAUCACCACAAGACCAUGUCGCUCGUCUCGCCGACCGCGCCAGCUGUGCCUGAUCUUGGCACGAUUGACAGGUGGCGUGCCAAAGUAGGGUUGAAGACUGGCCCCCGACCUGAUUCACGGUUGAGCCAUGAUCACGAUACGCAUCUUGACGGGGCAAGCGCGGCCGCAAGCCUGAAGUCUAGGAUUUCGGGUCCAAGAGAAAUCAAGCCCGUUGAGAGUCAAGCGAGGACUGCGAGUUCAUCACCACCGCAGCCCACGCACAUUGCAUUUGCAACUGGUUCCCCUUCCAAGGGAAAUAUGCUCGUGAACAAGCCGAAGGCGGAACACGGUAACAAUGUGUCCAUUUCGUCUUGCUCAACGGGGGGGACUUAUACAACCGCUCCAUCCUCUCCACCUCCUCCUGAGCCACCGAGGCGAAGUUCCAAGCGGAAUUCAGUUUUAAGUCUGGACGAAUCGAUACCGCCUUUGCCUUCUCUUCAUCAUCAUAACAGCAGCAUACAGUCAUCACCAGUACAAGAGUCUCCUCCACGACGAUCCUUUCCAUUAUACAGACAUGGAGCCCAAAACAAGAAAGAUCGUACUGCCGGCAUGGGGGUAUCCAUCCACCAGCCGUCAGUUUAUGUGUCUUCGCCAGGAUCAAGUCACCUCCCCGGCAGCUCAUCUGAGGAUUCUGGCUCCGAAGACUUCCAUUCAACCUCUAUUGUCAGCACGCCAGCUACGUCGCGACCGCAAUCUGAGAAGGGCAUGUCCCUCGACAACACCCCCAAGGAUGAGCCUUCGAUGUCAUCAGACAAGAACGGCAAAUCGCGACUUGCAGUGCCAAACACCACCUAUCCACUCCACAGUACUGAAAAUUCAGACGAUGAAGGCAUGGACCCAAUCCAGGCGGCUGCCGAAAAAGUCCUCGCUGUAUUCAAUGGCAUCCCAAUUCAACAACCUUGCCUUCGUCGACGAUCCAACUCCCAAUCAACACUAGCUACAAACGCCAGUGUUCCUGCAUCACUCAAGGAACGACCCCUGAAGCUUCGCCCCAAAAACAAAUCCGGCGUUCCUUUGCAAAGUCCCGCAUCCCCGGCCUCAUACCUUGAGGAAGCGCGCAAACAACCGCCUGCCGGUGUCCCACAUCGCGCUCACAAACAACGGCUCGGACCGCCACCGUCCUUUAUCAUUCCCGACUCCGAUUCCGACCUUACUGCGACUGAGCAGGGCCCCCUUUCUGUUCCUGAUAUUGUUGGCCGAUCUUUGCGUCAUAAAUCUACGCCUCUGCUUAGUAUGGUCGACAGGGAGCCUAUUACCAAGGUUUUUGUGGAAUGCUGCAGCUGCAGGUACUAUCAUGAUAUGCCGAGUAACUUGUACGAAGCCAUGGCCAACCCAGAGGGUGUGUUGAAUCCUGUCGAUAAGUGUGGAUUUUCGGGCGCUCUGUCCAUGACUGUAAAGUGCUCGUGGUGCAGACAUGAGAUGAGUACUCGGUGUUGCGCAGGGUUGGCAGCGACGGUGUAUAUCAAGGAACGGCUACAUUAG
Pochonia chlamydosporia 170 is the source of this 2538-nucleotide messenger RNA. RefSeq lists its product as hypothetical. The transcript has 2 exons. The record is from RefSeq and is a predicted model, not a curated record. NCBI's taxonomy places the organism in Eukaryota, Fungi, Ascomycota, Sordariomycetes, Hypocreales, Clavicipitaceae. The coding region runs from base 1 to 2538 and encodes 845 amino acids.